This is a messenger RNA of Parnassius apollo (apollo), 417 nucleotides long. The record is from the annotation of a GenBank genome assembly. Lineage: Eukaryota; Metazoa; Arthropoda; Insecta; Lepidoptera; Papilionidae.
AUGGAAUCUAAUGUAAUAAACUUCUAUGAAAUUCUACAGUGUGAUAGAAAUGCGUCUGCAGAAGAGUUAAAAAGAAAUUACCAACGUCUUGUUCUAACUUGUCAUCCUGAUAAAAAGAUCACCAGCAACAAUCAUGAAAGUUUUCUUAAUAUCCAGAAAGCCUGGUCUGUGUUAAGGGAUCCACACUCAAGAAAACAGUAUGAUGCCUUGCUCUCAUGUGAGGAGCACAAGGAACUGUUGUUGUAUAAUACAGUAUCAAUUCUAGAUAUGCAUUAUGAUAAUUCUAGUAGUAUUUAUUCAUAUCAGUGCAGAUGUGGUGGAAAAUACUCUGUGAGUGCCAGUGAACUGAAACCACCCGAAAUUGUUAUUGAAUGUGAUGAAUGUUCGUUUUCUAUACAGAUUAUUGUUCCUACGUGA